This is a messenger RNA of Choloepus didactylus (southern two-toed sloth), 2290 nucleotides long. It is a transcript of the gene RPRD1B, whose product is annotated as regulation of nuclear pre-mRNA domain containing 1B. Gene Ontology annotation, molecular function: RNA polymerase II C-terminal domain binding. Gene Ontology annotation, biological process: mRNA 3'-end processing. Gene Ontology annotation, cellular component: RNA polymerase II, holoenzyme. The record is from RefSeq and is a predicted model, not a curated record. The coding region runs from base 376 to 1356 and encodes 326 amino acids. The transcript has 7 exons. Lineage: Eukaryota; Metazoa; Chordata; Mammalia; Pilosa; Megalonychidae.
CGGCAGCCGCGGAGCUGAGCGCCUUCACUCUAUCUGUCGCCAUUGGAGUACCUCAAGCGAGGUCCACAGAGGCCGCCGUCCCCGGUGGGGCAUUAUUCCACAGCUCCGGACACCUCUGGGUACUUAGUUAUUACGGCUCUUGCCCUUUGACCUCGCUUUCGCGGCAGGGUGAGAGGUCGGUGGCCAUCUUGUGGCGGCGGCGCGGGCGGCUGUUACUGCGGAGACCUGUCCCCUCCCUCUUCACUACUGUGGCCGUCUGUCAGUCAGUAAAAGAGUCCGGUGGUUUCUCAGGUGAGGCUCUGGCCUCGUGCAGUCGCACUUUCCGCCGUUCUCGGCGGCCCAGGCCGCUCUCUGCAGGGCCUCAUCGCCGCCACCAUGUCCUCCUUCUCCGAGUCGGCUCUGGAGAAGAAGCUCUCUGAGCUGAGCAACUCUCAGCAGAGCGUCCAGACCCUGUCCCUGUGGCUCAUCCAUCACCGCAAGCACGCGGGGCCCAUCGUCUCCGUGUGGCACCGCGAGCUCCGCAAAGCCAAAUCAAAUAGAAAGCUUACUUUUCUAUACUUAGCGAAUGAUGUCAUACAAAACAGUAAAAGGAAAGGACCUGAAUUCACUAGAGAAUUUGAAUCUGUCCUUGUGGAUGCUUUUUCUCAUGUUGCCAGAGAGGCAGAUGAAGGCUGUAAAAAACCUUUAGAAAGAUUGCUGAACAUCUGGCAAGAAAGAAGUGUGUAUGGCGGCGAGUUCAUACAGCAGCUGAAGCUGUCUAUGGAGGACUCCAAGAGCCCUCCCCCCAAAGUAACUGAAGAGAAAAAAUCUCUGAAGCGAACUUUUCAGCAGAUACAAGAGGAGGAGGAUGACGACUACCCUGGAAGCUACUCCCCGCAGGAUCCUUCCGCGGGACCCCUAUUGACUGAGGAACUAAUUAAAGCUUUGCAGGAUCUGGAAAAUGCUGCAUCAGGGGAUGCUACUGUUCGACAGAAAAUUGCUUCAUUGCCCCAGGAAGUGCAAGAUGUUUCUCUAUUGGAAAAAAUAACAGACAAAGAGGCAGCUGAACGUCUUUCAAAAACAGUGGAUGAAGCAUGUCUGUUACUAGCAGAAUAUAACGGGCGCUUGGCGGCAGAACUGGAAGAUCGACGCCAGCUGGCUCGGAUGUUGGUGGAGUACACCCAGAACCAGAAAGAUGUUUUGUCAGAAAAGGAGAAAAAACUAGAAGAAUAUAAACAGAAGCUUGCUCGGGUAACUCAAGUCCGCAAGGAACUGAAGUCCCAUAUUCAGAGCUUGCCAGACCUCUCUCUGCUGCCCAAUGUCACAGGGGGCUUGGCCCCCCUGCCUUCUGCUGGUGACCUGUUCUCAACUGACUAGGACAGAUGUCAUGUGGCCCCAGAUUCCCAUCUGUACCAGCAGGAGGAAGAGGGUUCGAGUCAUGGUUGGAAACAACCUUCUAGCCCCUGCUUCUGUCCCUCCUUCCACCUGGCCCCCUGCCUUCAAGAAGAAACCACAGACUCUGAUUCUCUUCUCCAGCUUCUCAUGUUGAGCACAAUUCAGAACAGUGAGGAGUGGAAUCCAGUUUAGAUUCUUAUUUGGAAAGAAUAUAAGCUCUUUCUCCCACUUCAUGUUUUCAGGCCCCUGUUGGUUUUCCAUUCUUAAGAGCUCUCUCUUCACACCUAAGAAGUUACAAAAAUCAUGUGCACUUAGAAGCUUUCAACAGAACAUUUGUUCUUCAUGACAGCGUUUACUCAUGAAAGGAGCUUUUCCUUUCUGAGCUGGGCUUAGUUCAAGUUAGCUACAGAAUUCCACUGAGGGACUCACUCUGGAUCCGUUGGCUUUCCUGGGUACCACCAUCCUCUAAAGGUUGGAGGCACAACUGUUGAGCAGCUUUGCCAUAAAGAGUUUGCCAAAUCUUUGGUCCUCCCUUACCAUUACUUCUACUAGUGAUGUACAAGGUUAGGAACAUUUAUUUUGUAAGCAGACUAUAGAAUUUAGCAAUAAGAUCCAAAGUUGAUCUGGGCAUAUGAAGUCACAGUUCAGAGACAAUAACAGGGAUUACAAACAUGAGUUAAAAAACAAAUUAUUUGCUUCAAGCUCCUACAUACAACCUUCCCAGGCUGCACUUAUUAAGGGUCCUACCCACUGUGUCAUAGAGCACAUUCCUAAAUACAUGAUCCUUUGAUCCCUAUCAAUUGAGAAGGCAGUUAUUGGAAACUGUACUGAUGGGCCCCAAAAGGUAAAGGCUUCACACACAGGUAUGCCAAGGGUCUGGGCUCUGCAUGGGUGUUGCUUUGACCCUUUUGUUGGG